AUGACCAACUCCACAAAAACACCCUUUCCUUGGAACUUGAACGAACCAGGCUCACCGAAUGAGCAUGAAGAGCCACAAAGCCCUGAAGCGAGUAGAACAAGCAGGAGGACGGAUGAGGCCGAAACUGUGAGAGCUUUUGAAAGAUCAAAUGUGAAAUACGCUCGAAGAAGAAGGCGGAAUCAAAUCGAUCCAGCUGAUGAUCAAUGUGAAGGAGAAAGUUGGAAUAAGACUGAAAUACGAAAGAAAAACAUGCCUACAGCAGCUCAACGAGACCUAUACAAUCAGCGAAAGAGGGAAAAGUACGCUGCUAUGAACAAAGACAAGAAGAAAAGUUACAUUACAAAAAUGCGAGAACAAAAAGAAUUACGUUUUGCGAAAUUGAAUCCACAAGAACAAGAAGCCUUUAUUGCACGAAGAAGAUUUUUGGAAAAUAAAAGAAAACUCAGAAAAAGAUUGUCUAGAACAGAUGAGCAAAAGCUGAAAGACAAAGAGCUUCUCAUUCUGAUACUCUCGUGGGCAGUACAAGCUGUGAAUGAGAGCAAUAAGCAAAAACCGACACUUCCAUUUGAUUUGAAUGAAGAACCACCCUUGGACGACCAGCCAGUUUCAUCUCCUCAAAGUGCUUCAAAGGACGUUGAAAGCCGUGCAGAAGGUUCAACAGGUGUAAAACCAGUGCGCGGCGAAGAUGAUUCAACAGAAAGACGUAAGCAUGCCAGACGACUAUUCAAGCAAGAACAUCCAGAUGCAGCAGCAGAACACUUAGCCAAAAGGCGAAAGGUAUACCAAGGAUUGUCUGUAGAAAAGAAGAAGUCACAAAAUAAGAGGAUCAUGCAGAACUUCAGCAUAAGGAUGGGUAAGAAGAAUAAAGCAGAGCUGCAAAAGUAUAGGAACAAGAGAGCGGAGCAAUUCAGGGUUCGAUAUGCAAAGAAAAAGCUUGAAAUGUCCAAAGAGGAGCAUGAAGCCAUUCAAGAAAAGCGCAGAAAAGCCUAUCAGAAGUACAUCAAUGCAAAGAAGAAAAAGCAAGAAUAA
Molecule: messenger RNA, 1029 nt
Organism: Meira miltonrushii
Lineage: Eukaryota; Fungi; Basidiomycota; Exobasidiomycetes; Exobasidiales; Brachybasidiaceae
Exons: 6
Coding region: 1-1029 (342 amino acids)
Source: RefSeq, a predicted model, not a curated record